AUGCAUCUGUCACAGUGCCAGAGAAGCACGGUCCCUCCUAAUGACACACAGUUCCACCCCUACUUUUUUCUCCUACUGGGAAUUCCAGGGCUAGAAGAUGUGCAUAUGUGGAUUGGUUUUCCAUUUUGUAUUGUAUAUAUGACUGCUCUACUGGGAAAUAUUACAACUCUUUAUGUGAUUCAGACUGAACACAGUCUCCAUCAACCCAUGUUCUACUUCCUGGCCAUUCUGUCAUCUAUUGACCUGGGCCUGUCCACAUCCACCAACCCCAAGAUGCUUGGUAUCUUCUGGUUCAACCUGAGAGAAAUCUCCUUUGAGGGCUGCCUUGUCCAGAUGUUCUUCAUCCACCUAUGCACCGGUAUGGAGUCGGCUGUGCUUGUGGCCAUGGCCUAUGAUCGCUAUGUGGCCAUCUGUAACCCUCUUCACUACACAUUGGUACUGACAAACAAGGCGGUGUUAGUGAUAGCAUUGGUCAUCCUUCUGAGACCCUUAGCUAUUGCGAUCCCCUUUGUUCUGCUCAUCCUGAGGUUGCCCUUCUGUGGGCACCAAAUCAUCCACCACACAUAUUGUGAACACAUGGGUAUAGCCCACUUGUCCUAUGCCAGCAUAAAGGUCAACAUCAUCUAUGGCUUAUGUGCUAUCUCUAUCUUGGUGUUUGACAUCAUAGCCAUUGUCGUCUCCUAUGUCCAUAUCCUGCGUGCUGUCUUCUGCCUACCUUCUAGGAGUGCCCGGUUAAAGGCACUCAGCACAUGUGGCUCCCAUGUCUGUGUCAUACUGGCCUUCUAUACUCCAGCUUUCUUCUCCUUCAUGACCCAUCGUUUUGGCCGAAAUGUUCCUCAAUACAUCCACAUUCUUCUUGCUAACUUUUAUGUUGUCAUCCCACCUGCUCUAAAUCCUGUUAUUUAUGGGGUGAGAACCAAGCAGAUAAGAGAAAGGGUAAUUAGAACUUUCAGAAACAGAUUAUGA
Messenger RNA from Odocoileus virginianus texanus, 966 nucleotides. Its product is annotated as olfactory receptor 52E1-like. Gene Ontology annotation, cellular component: plasma membrane. The record is from RefSeq and is a predicted model, not a curated record. Gene Ontology annotation, molecular function: olfactory receptor activity; G protein-coupled receptor activity. Gene Ontology annotation, biological process: G protein-coupled receptor signaling pathway. NCBI's taxonomy places the organism in Eukaryota, Metazoa, Chordata, Mammalia, Artiodactyla, Cervidae.